AUGGCCGACAACAACAAGGUGCUUGCGCAUGCGAUAAACUCAGUAUCAAAUGCUCUCGUACGUGGAGAUGGCUACUCAGGAGGUUGCUUUGGUCCAAGAGGAGCACAUGCCUGGCUCUUCCUUGGCUUUGUUAUGGGAUUCGGUGCUGUAAUUGCCUCUUGCUGGAUCCUGCUUGCAGAAUAUGUCACCAAUAAAAGCCAAGAAAGGUCAUAUCCAGGCGUUGGUCUUUUUCUUCAGAAUGCAUUUAUUUUCAUCGGCUCCCUUGUAUUUAAGUUUGGUAGAGUCGAAGACCACUGGAACUGAACUGCAUACUGUGAUAUAUAAAACUAGAGGUUUACUAGACAUUUUUCAAGUUGCCGCUUUUAUAUGCUGUUAGGUAUGUGGUUUAAAGAAAUUUUCACACAGCCUGGAGGAUUUAUCUCCUUGAUGUACAGCACUGAAAAAGUGUAUCAUCAUCACAUCAUUCGGCUCUGAGUAUUGUCAGUGGCAGAUUGCUGAAGCAGCAUGGAAGCAGUAACCUGUUGUCUGAACAUGGAAGUGUGUGUCUAAAACCAAGCAUCUGUUUGUGUUAUUUUUCAUCUGUUAGAAUGAAAUGAUUUUUUUUAUUUGAAUUGUGGAAACUUAUCAGUUGCUGCCCUUGAUAUCUAGGCAAUCAUGCCAGUGUUAAAAAUUUUCACAAUAAACUACAUGUCGGUGUUAAAAAUUUUCACAGUAAUUAAACUAAAGUAUUUUUAAACAUUUCAUACAUAGAAGCUGUAACCCUGAUAAAGAGGAUUUUUAUGAUAAAAUAAAUUGCAUUGUCUGCUUUGUAUAAUUCAGUUUUAAAUAUUGAUAUACUGUAUCACUUUUUCUGUGAACACCCAUGAAAUAUGUGCCUCUGCUUCUAGAGUACCACAAGAAAGUAGAGAGCAAGUAACAUAGCCUCUUGCUAUUAGCUAAGUUUUUUUCUGUACAUAAGGUAUGCUGGCUAAAGUAUACUGUGUGUUUAUCAUUGUUUUGUGUGUAUGUGUUGUAUAGAUUAUAAUAGAAUCAAUUGAUGCAGGAAAUAUGCUUCUAUCUUUCUGAUAAUUUUAGCUGCAGCCUCUCACAAGUUUAGUAUGAUGAACAAAACUGCAGAACACUUGCCUGUUGUUUGAUAUUAGGUCUUUUGUAUGCAUUUUUUUUAAAGGGAGCUUUGAUGACUACUUUGUUAUAGCCCUAUUAUGUGAAGAGCAAAAAUUUCAAUUCAGAAUUUAAGUUACCAGUCAUUUCUUGUGACAAUCUAUGCAUCAUAACAUGUUUUGGAAUCACAUAUAUUCAUUUAGUUUAAGGCCAGUUCUAGGUGGGCCUUACGUACUAACAUACUCCAGUUGGUUCAAAAAUUGAAACCAGAUGAGAUGAUGCAUUGGAUGAGAUGUUGGACACACAUUUGGGGAAGGGUCGUAUUUCUUUACUUUGAAAAGUUUUUGGAUGUAUCAAAAUCCCUUCAACAAGUCAUAAGCCAACUCAUGUCGUCAUCUUUGUCUACCUGUGCUUGAACCUCUAAAUAUCCUAUGUUUUUGGAACAGUAACAAUUUUAAAAAUUACAUCAGAGAAAAGAAAUUCUUUCUUAUGCUGUAUCUAGCAAGCUAAUACAAGCUGUUCGUAUUUGUGUACAUCAUACUCAAAGUCUGGAAUCUCUCAGCAUUUCAUAUGAUUACUAGUGUGUUUGGAA
This is a messenger RNA of Schistocerca gregaria, 1693 nucleotides long. Its product is annotated as transmembrane protein 50A-like. The transcript is spliced from 3 exons. The record is from RefSeq and is a predicted model, not a curated record. Lineage: Eukaryota; Metazoa; Arthropoda; Insecta; Orthoptera; Acrididae. The coding region runs from base 1 to 303 and encodes 100 amino acids. Gene Ontology annotation, biological process: protein targeting to vacuole; late endosome to vacuole transport via multivesicular body sorting pathway.